Molecule: messenger RNA, 2367 nt
Organism: Aspergillus heteromorphus CBS 117.55
Lineage: Eukaryota; Fungi; Ascomycota; Eurotiomycetes; Eurotiales; Aspergillaceae
Gene: tktA
Product: transketolase tktA
Exons: 7
Coding region: 50-2104 (684 amino acids)
Biological process (GO): pentose-phosphate shunt
Cellular component (GO): cytosol
Molecular function (GO): transketolase activity
Source: RefSeq, a predicted model, not a curated record
GAAAACAUCAAAAGUCCUUUUACAUUCAGUCUAGAUUAAUACCGCAACCAUGGGUUACACUGACUUGGAUACAUUGGCCGUGAACACCAUCCGUGUUCUCGCGGUCGAUGCCACCUUCAAGGCCAACUCCGGUCACCCCGGUGCCCCUAUGGGCAUGGCCCCCGUGUCCCACGUUCUCUUCAACAAGUUCAUGAACUUCAACCCCCAAAAUCCCAGCUGGGCUAACCGCGAUCGCUUUGUCCUCUCCAACGGCCACGGCUGCAUGCUCCAAUAUGCUCUCCUCCACCUCUUCGGCUACAAGGUCACCCUCGAUGACCUGAAGAGCUUCAGACAACUGGACAGCAUCACCCCUGGUCACCCCGAGUCCCACGACACCCCCGGUGUCGAGGUCACCACCGGCCCUCUGGGUCAGGGUUUCGCCAACGCCGUUGGUCUGGCCAUCGCUCAGCGUCACUCCGCUGCCGUCUUCAACAAGCCCGGCUACGAGCUCUUCAACAACUACACAUACAUGUUCUUCGGUGAUGGCUGCGCCAUGGAGGGUAUUGCCAGCGAGGCUGCCUCGAUGGCUGGUCACCUGAAGCUCGGCAACCUGAUUGCCAUCUACGACGACAACGGUAUCUCCAUUGACGGUGACACCAAGUGCGCUUUCACUGAGGAUGUUACCAAGCGUUUCGAGUCCUACGGCUGGCACGUUGAGUGGGUCAAGGACGGUGACAACGACCUUGCCGGCAUUGAGGCCGCUAUCAAGAAGUGCCAGGCCGUCACUGACAAGCCCUCCAUGAUCCGUCUCACCACCACCAUUGGUUUCGGUUCCAAGCUCCAGGGUACCGGUGGUGUCCACGGUAACCCCCUGAAGGCCGAUGACUGCGAGGGUGUCAAGCAGGCCUUCGGCUUCGACCCCAAGCAGAGCUUCGUUGUUCCCCAGGAGGUCUACGACCUGUACCACAAGCACUCCGCCGAGGGUGCUGCCAAGGAGCAGGAGUGGAACCAGCUCUUCGAGAAGUACGCCACCGAGCACGCUUCCGAGCACGCCGAGCUCACCCGCCGUCUCUCCGGCAAGCUUGCUGAGGGCUGGGAGAAGCACCUGCCCACCUACAAGCCCAGCGACCCUGCCAACGCUACCCGUAAGCUCUCCGAGACCGUUCUCGAGAAGAUCCACGACGUGGUUCCUGAGCUUCUGUCCGGUUCUGCCGAUUUGACUGGCUCUAACAACACCCGCUGGAAGAACGCCGUCGACUUCCAGCCCCCCGAGUACAACAUCGGUGACUGGUCCGGUCGCUACAUCCGCUACGGUGUCCGUGAGCACGCCAUGGCUGCUGUCAUGAACGGUCUCGCCGCCUACGGCACUGUCAUCCCCGCCGGUGGUACCUUCCUGAACUUCGUUUCCUACGCUGCCGGUGCCGUCCGUCUGUCGGCCCUCUCCCAGGUCCGCGCCAUCUACGUGGCCACCCACGACUCCAUCGGUCUGGGUGAGGACGGUCCCACUCACCAGCCUAUCGAGACCCUGGCCCACUUCCGUGCUCUCCCCAACUGCAUGGUCUGGCGCCCGGCUGACGGUAACGAGACCAGCGCCGCCUACUACUCGGCCCUGACCUCCAAGCACACCCCCAGUAUCCUGGCCCUGACUCGCCAGAACCUGCCCCAGCUCGAGCUCUCCACCAUCGAGCGUGCCCUCAAGGGUGCCUACGUCGCCGUCGACGCCCCCAACGCCGCUGUCACCCUCAUCUCCACCGGUUCUGAGGUCAGCAUCUGUGUUGAUGCUGCCGCCUACCUCAAGGAGAAGCACGGCGUCGUUGCCCGUGUCGUCUCCGUCCCUUGCUUCGAGGUCUUCGAUGCUCAGGACAAGAGCUACAAGCUGCAGGUCCUCCCCGACGGUAUCCCCGUCCUCUCCGUGGAGGCCCUCUCCACCAUGGGCUGGGAGCGUUACGCUCACGAGCAGUUCGGUCUCAACCGCUUCGGUGCCUCCGGCCCCUACAAGGACGUCUACAAGAAGUUCGACUUCACCCCCGAGGGCAUCAGCAAGCGCGCUAUCGCCACCAUCGACUUCUACAAGGGCCACACCGUGCGCUCUCCCAUCAACCGUGCUUUCCAGCAGAUUCUGUAGACGUCUUGCGCUGCGCAUCCGUGAUGGCUAUGUACUGAAUUCAUGUUGUUAAUGAGUAUCCGGGACGAUGUUGAUCCCUGCGGGCAAGGAAAAUACCACCCGGGGAGAAGUCCUAAUUUAACGAAUUUUUUGAUUUGAGGAUAAAAUACACACGUCUUCGUUGUUUGUUCCACCCUCUUGAUCUAUCUAUGAUUAAUCGAUUCCUUCCUCCCUUUGGUAGAAUUAAAAAUUAGAGGGGUGAGUUUUUUAAAAUUGAAUACCAC